Messenger RNA from Nerophis lumbriciformis (worm pipefish), 1212 nucleotides. Lineage: Eukaryota; Metazoa; Chordata; Actinopteri; Syngnathiformes; Syngnathidae. The record is from RefSeq and is a predicted model, not a curated record.
AUGUGCUCUUCGUAUAAGAAGAGUGGCGCGUCCAGCUCGGGGCUUCAUACAGCUACUCAGGAGAAACGAAAUGAUCUGCCCUGGAGCCGCAGCAAAAUGCUGGAUGGACACCUACUCCUGGGAUGGUUAUCGAUCACACUGGUAGUCCUUGUUUCCUACUUGCCGCCACCCAGUACAGCGUAUUUCGGGCUGACAGGCAAUGAGCCGCUGUCCAUCCUACCACUGAAUUCACUACCGGAUGAGAACGUGGGUCGGGCUCACUACAAGUUGUGUGACCGUCUCAAACUGGAAAAAAAGCAGCGCAGAAUGUGUAGACGUGACCCGGGCGUGGCCGAGACCUUGCGUGAAGCCAUCACCAUGAGCGCCCUAGAAUGCCAGUAUCAGUUUCGCUUUGAGAGAUGGAACUGCACCUUAGAGGGGCGCCACCGAGCCAAUAUGCUAAAGAGAGGAUUCAGAGAGACCUCCUUCCUGUAUGCCAUUUCCUCUGCUGGACUCACGCAUGCCAUGGCCAAAGCGUGCAGCGCGGGCCGCAUGGAGCGCUGCACGUGCGACGAAGCGCCUGACCUGGAAAACCGAAAGGCGUGGCAGUGGGGCGGCUGUGGCGACAAUCUGAAAUACGCCAACAAGUUUGUCAAGGACUUUCUGGGCAAACGCUCUAACAAGGACCUGCGUGCACACGUGGACAUGCACAACACCAAUGUGGGUCUGAAGGUCAUCAAGGCUGGCGUGGAGACCACCUGCAAGUGCCAUGGCGUCUCGGGCUCUUGCACUGUCCAGACGUGCUGGAGGCAGCUGCAGCCCUUCCAUGAGGUUGGCAAGCAGCUCAAGCAGCGCUACGAGACUUCCAUCAAGGUGGGCAGCUCCACCAACGAGGCCACGGGUGAGGGCGACAUCUCCUCCUCGGGUCGGAACCAACAACACCAGCAGCAGCCACUUCUACCCUUGCAGCUCAAUGAGCAGAUCCGCCGCACCAUGGACCUGCUGCACAUCGAGGACUCGCCCAGCUUCUGUAGGCCCAGCAAGUACUCGUCGGGCACGGCCGCCCGUAAGUGCUACAAGGACAAGAACUGCGACGCUAUCUGCUGCGGCCGGGGCCACAACACGCAGAGUCGGGAGGUGACACGGCCUUGCCAGUGCCAAGUGCGUUGGUGUUGCUAUGUGGAAUGCAAGCAGUGCACACAGAGGGAGGAGGUGUACACCUGUAAGGGCUGA